Molecule: messenger RNA, 563 nt
Organism: Symbiodinium necroappetens
Lineage: Eukaryota; Dinophyceae; Suessiales; Symbiodiniaceae
Source: the annotation of a GenBank genome assembly
AUGUCCUCGACAAAGGGCGAGGACACCGAGCUGGGCGAAUCCCAUGUGGUCGCUUCCGGUUCCGAGCUGCCUGGAGCCGUGGGCAACACCGAGGGCCAGGCCCCGAAGCCCACGGUGCGUGUCGCCUCGCCAGAGCCGGAGGCGACAUCGGUGUCUGUAGCACCUCCUGAUGAUGCGCCGCCGAAGUGCGCAUCCCCGAACAGCCAUGGGAAGUCCUACAUCGAGCAGAAGAUAGGUGCUUGGGUGUCCUUUAACACCCUGCAUUCUGAUGCGAUGAGCACGAACAUGGAGGAUCCCUUCCCUAGCGUCAGCUGGCAGUGGGAGCACCGGAGUGGUUGGCGAGACUAUCCCCGCAAAGUGAGCACGAAGAUCGAGCAAGCUUAUCGUGCCGGGGAGACCAAAACCAGGGUGCAGACUGGAAAGAAAGGAUCCGUCCCCAUGGAGAUUUUCUUUGAGGACAUGCUCCAGCAUGACCCCAUCUCUGGCAACACCCGGAACGUGAACAGGGCUGGUGAUUUUUCCUGCAGACAGAAGCUCGUGCGUUUCCUGGGCAGCAUCAUCAG